This is a messenger RNA of Zophobas morio, 3838 nucleotides long. It is a transcript of the gene Sha, whose product is annotated as shavenoid. Gene Ontology annotation, biological process: imaginal disc-derived wing hair organization. The transcript is spliced from 9 exons. NCBI's taxonomy places the organism in Eukaryota, Metazoa, Arthropoda, Insecta, Coleoptera, Tenebrionidae. The record is from RefSeq and is a predicted model, not a curated record. The coding region runs from base 180 to 3449 and encodes 1089 amino acids. Gene Ontology annotation, cellular component: cell cortex.
CAAAGACGGUUCGGACGGCGCGAUGACUUCCGAUUACGAUAACUUGUUCCGGCUUUUAAAAAACUGAUUUUUGGUGGUGUGCGUUGGUACUUUGGCGUUUUGGAAGGUUGUCGGUGGGGGUUGGAGGGAAACUGCUUCACAUGGAAUAAAUAUAAAAUGGUCGUGAGGCCGGAUCACUUAUGGCGGUAGCGGGUUUGUUGAUGUUGGUGCUACCAUGGCUGGCGAACGCGCUGGAAGGAAUGACGGACGUUAGCCUACAGGUGGUCAGGCAGAACAAGGGGGACGUCUUCAAUCCGGAAGGCCAAAAAUCCUGCAAACCCGAAACCUGCGUGGGUCUGAGCAGCGGUACGGCUUCCGCCACCGCCCCAGCCGCUCCCUGCACCUGCCAGUGCCACCCUCACCUGCCGGCCUUCCGUGAAGACUUGCGGAUAUGCGUGGACGACAUUCACGAGUGCCUCCUGGCUCCGUUCGUUGGCGGCUCCACCUCCCAGGCCAUCCCUUUCGUGUUCCUCCCCCUCAAAGGCCAAAUCAUCCACCCCAGCAAGGAGAUCAGCUUCUCAGGUAUCCAAACGCCGGUGUGCGCCGUUUCCGGAGCCAAAUUCCUCACCGAAUCCGGCUGGGUGGACCUUCGCAAUCCCAUCGACACCGACGUCCCGUUCCGGCUCUUCCGCGAUGAGGGCCGCACUUUUCUACAGUGGGUCGGCGAGUCAGACCUCCGUACCAAGAUGUCCGGAAGACUCGUACUCGUCUACCUCAUGUGCCGGGAACUGGCCACGGCAGAGCCUCUCACACCCACGGGGUACACGCUUUUCUCGCCUUGCGUCGCUUUCCGAGUCGUGGGCUCGCCAACUAAAUACCUCAGCAACGUCAGCGAGGUGGCUUUCUCUACAGAUGCGCACUCCUCAAAUGGAAGUUCGAACAGGUUAAGCGUGUCCGAGUACGUCGCUAUUGGAACAUGUAGCGUGUUGCUCGGGCUCAUCUACGUGGCGUCGGUUUUUCUUUACGUACACUUGAGGAAAAGGAACAAGGAGUCUUCGCGGAAGUCCGAGAGUCAGAAUCUGACGAAUGCGGAAGAAGGGGUGGUGAAAAACAACCCCUUAUUAAGCAUGGCGCAUUUUCAAGCACCGGAUGCUCUAUACAGUGAUUCGACGAGCUCUGAUGCUGAGGUACCGGACGUGGUGCAGCACGGCGACGAGAAAAAGAACAAAGCACAGGUCACAGCUCUGAUCCACUCGCAGUACCAGCGGGUGCAGAAUUAUCUCCCUAGUACGUACUUGGAAGCCGUCCAUCAGGACACGUCUUCGAUCGAGAAGCUUCCGGAAGAGAACGUUUCAAUCGUAGAGACACUGGAAGGACGCGACGAACGCAUAGACUCUCUAAAAGCUCUUACAGGAACCGUACGGAGGAAACUCUACUUCAAUCCAGCCUACUUUGAACCACAGCUGUUAUUGGCGCCGCCCCCAGCCGCUCUCGAAUUUCUCGCCAAAAUCCGCGAAGUCAUCACCAUCGCCAAACAAAAAAUGGCGACAAAGAAAUUCUCGCCGAGCCUCAUGGGCAUCCCCGAGGAAGAAAACAGCUACGGCGUCGAUUCCGUCUAUGACAACCCCAAACCCACGAUGAGUCGACGCAGCAGCGUCAUCAGCCUCAAACGCGAGAACAGCAGGAGGAAAACGUGCACCGGUUGUCCGGGAUGUGAGCCGCAAAGUUUGCCCCAACUUUGCGGAAAACUCCACGAACUGACGACCAUCGGGCCCUGUCAGACCUGCAGUACCACCGACAGCAAGCAACGAAGUAUCCGGAAGUGGUUGGAGGAUGUGCCGAUUUUAAAGCAAGAGGUUGAAGAGGUGUACGGAAGAGCCCCCAAAAGGCUGAGGUCUCCAGCAAGGUCGCUUCCUGAUAGUGGUUCUCCGGCGGUGAGAGCCUUGUCGCCGAGAGCGGUCUCGGAAAGAGGAGGAUCUCCUCUAAGCGAGAAGAGUCGAAGGAUUUACAAACCGGACACGUCGCUACCGGUUCCAGUCGACGAGCACCAGUACGAUUCGGUUCCGACGGAGAAGAGCUCGAAAGGGGAUAUUAGUUUUCCGCCGCCGGAUAUCAUUCAUGAUCAGGAAGAGGUGCGGAUACCCACUCUCACGAAGAAGCAAAUGAAGGCGGUGAUCGAAGAACUGACAACGCAGAGAGGUAUCGGAACGGAUUCUAGUCCCGAAUCGUCGAAACGAAGGAUAGACUACGAGACCGACAGUCUCGAGCGAUCAGCGGCAAAUCAAGGCUUCAGCACUCCGACGGAAUACGGAGAGUUAUCCUCGCAACCGAGCCCCAGCUUGAGCGCCGCUUUACCGAUGGACGAAGAAAUGACGAUACGGAACGCUGUACUUAACAAGAAUCCCGGUAACAUGACCGUAGCUAAACUCGACCCAGACGCCCGCGACGACGAACAUGACUACGAACUCAUCGUGUUGAAGAAGGGGUCGCUGAAAAAACAGAACUUUUACAAACUACCAGAGCUACUGCAACGCAGCAACGGUUACAGUCUCGUUAGCGAGGUAUACGUGAACAACGGUUACAACUACGGCAGCGCCCCUUCCUCUCCUAGUGAUUCUAAUUGCUCGACGUUCGAGCGCCGCACGCUGAAGGUCCGCUACGAAGACGGCGAGAAACCCGGGAAGCUCCUCAUCGAAGUGAAAGACUGUGCCGACCACUACAUCCCAGUGCACGACUCCGACGGCUUCGAACCCGACACUUUGGACCGCAAACCCUCCAAACUCAAGUUCAAAAACGACUCGAAAUUCGACGACGAGUUCAUCGACUCGCUGGAACGGCCGUCGCGAAUUCUCCUCCGCAGCAAUGGCAGCUUCAAGAAAAACCCCUCCCCGCCUCCGCCGCACAGCGCCGGUAACUUCAACCGCGUCUUCGGCAGCCUUCGCGAGAUCUACGAGGCCAAAACUAAGCGGAAUAGGCAGGCCGAUGGGCGGUUGCUCACUCUGGAGGAGCGCCACUGCAAGCGCCAGCGCCGCCUCACGUGCCUCGCCAAUGUCGUGCCCCCCGACUUGAUCCCGCCGCCACCGCACGACGCUUCGCCCAUCUAUGAGAGGCCCAAGCCGCCCCGGAAGGUCGUUCCCGACGACGACAAACCGCCGCUACCGCCAAAAAACGUGAUUGGCAGGAGUGCCAGCAGCGGUGUGGAUAAGGUUGGCACUCCUGACGCGACGUGGCGCAAACAGGAGGAUCCGGGCUAUCUCAGCGAUUCCAGUGGUUCCCCGAAGGCAAAGAGCGACAGCGAAGACAGCGUGGACGGGCACAGCGAGUCCGGGGCGGAGAGCGUCGAAACGCAUUCGGUAUUCUUCGGGAGUUUUCGCAAACCAAGUUGUGUCGCCUACGGGUCGAUGGACAGCGGUGUCGACAGCAUGAAGGAGCCGCUGAGCAAAAUACUUAUAGUUAGUGAGUUUUCUUAGUCGCCAUUUUCUCUCUCUUCACGUCCUGUGUGAUAUAGGUUAAGCGGGCCGGAAGUGCAAUAUUAGGUAGUAGUAGGUUGGUAGGUCGGCAACACUGACUGCUGUGAAGACAGCUACAGCCAAAUAAUUUAGGAUAGGUUUAAAGUGCAAUGUAAUCGAGUACCUUAAGGCAACGCGUGCAAUAUUCACGUGCAAUAUUUUUUUAUGUAGUAUUUAUGUUUUAUAUAUAUAGAUAUAUUUAUUGUAGACGUAGGAGUCAACACAUGUAUAUAUGAAUUUGCAGAUGGCGUAACGUGCAGCUUCCACGUACCUGUGUUGUAUAAAGUUGGGAUUUGGGGGCCGUACUGCAUGUGGUGGGACGGUUAGGGGUGAUGGGGUUAAGCGGUUAC